This is a messenger RNA of Harmonia axyridis, 974 nucleotides long. RefSeq lists its product as uncharacterized. The coding region runs from base 347 to 925 and encodes 192 amino acids. The transcript is spliced from 4 exons. Lineage: Eukaryota; Metazoa; Arthropoda; Insecta; Coleoptera; Coccinellidae. The record is from RefSeq and is a predicted model, not a curated record.
UUAAUUGGAAUGUCCCCGUUAUGUGUCUAGUUACUCUAGUUACAGUUAUUUCUAUUGUUUAUGUUUGAUCUAGAUUCUAGAUGUAUUAAUUAUUGUUAGUAAAUUUACUAAUUAUUACAUUUGUACUCAGAGCUUGGAGGAUAAACAUUUUAUAUUAUUUGAAAUACCUUAGUUUUAAUUGUGAAAGAAACUGUAUUGAAAUGAAUUCAAUUGACGAACUCUUAAAGGAACUAGAAAAAGAACCAAUGACGGAAAGUAGGAGGAAAAGACUGAAAUUAUAUAAGGAAGAAAACCAAAUUCAAUUUUAGAUGCUAGAUUUAAAGAGUCUCUUGCUGUGGUUAAAUUAAUGCAUGAAUAUAGUCCAUUUGAUAGCCCCAUUGAGAAAGAUCCAGAUUGGGUUGAAGCAUUAAAAACUCUUAGAAUUGGCCAACAGUAUUUUGAAACAUCUGAAUGUAGUGCUGAGGCAAUGGCAUUGUCUCACAUUGAAAAAGAAAGUAAAGAUAAUACUUAUAUCAAAUCUUUGAAGAGUGAUAUUCAACUCUAUAUGGGAUUUAAUGCAGAAGUUGAGAAGGAUAUUGAAACAUUUACAAGGCAACUAGAAGAAGCAAAGAAACAUUUCAAAGAUGCUUUAUGUGAACCAAAGGAUAUCCAUCUUGUGGAUAAAAAAAUUGCCUCUUAUUCAAAUGAACUGGAAAAAUUUGAAAAAAAGCAUCCUUGGCUGAAGAACCCUCAAAUUGAUUUAACUUACAUUGCUAAAGAAGCUGAAAUGUUGGCAAGUAUGCUAGAAGAAAAAGAAGCCAUGGAAAAGGAAUUUAAAGCUUAUCAAGGCUUAGCUCCCGAUGUUCAUGAAGCAUCUCGCCAACUUAGUGAUCUGAAGAAGGAGUAUAACAAAUUGAGAGAGAAAUAUCAUUCAAACAAACAUUGACAAAAUAUAUUUUGUAUCCUGCAAUAAAAUAUUGCAAAUUUCUCAGGAA